CGCAUAACCUCAGGCUGCUCCAAGUGGACUGCCCAAUCAUUUUCGAUUAAAAGCAUCGGCUAUUCGGCAAGAGACUAUUAUCUUCAUUUGCAGUGUCUGUGUUUGUGAGAGAUGCCGAGUAUGGGGGGAGUGUCUGCUGUCACUGUUCUCCGGUGCACGCGCGCUCUGUCGGACUCUCGCUGGAAGUUUGAGCGUCUCGAGCGCUCCACGGAAUUAACGGCAGCAGCACGAGCGCGUUAAGCUGCGCGGGGCCGCGAGCGAUUGUCCACCAUCUCACCAGGAACAUGAACAUGGCACUGAACAGGUCGCCCUCUGCCACGGAAAAUUGGAACGGGGCUCCCGAGCGCAUGCGCGUUACCGCUGUGAAGAGCGAGUCCUUCUCAAUACAAAGCGAGAAACUCCGUUGUCUUGCCCGUGAUAUCUCUGAAUUGGGCCAGCAGGGCACCAGCAGCAGUGGGGACCACGAUGCCAACGACAUUGACGAGGACACGGAGGAGCCCGGCCCCGGUCCAGGAGGAGGGUUGUUUUUUGCAGAUGGUUGUAGAAGAGUGGACUAUGUUCUUGUCUAUCACUGCAAGAGACGUCAAUCACAACACCACCGCUCUGUUGUCUCGAAUGGUAACGUGCCGUCCCAAAGCCCCACCCCAUCGCGCAGGAGUACAAAGGGUGAUAUUUCGGAAGCGGUGCUGGAGGCGGGGCUCGGGAUGGAACCUGGCGACGCACUGAAAGAUAAAAUCAGGGAGGAGUUUGAGAGAGGACUUCAGGAGGAAGGCUUGGAGAUUGAACGUGACAAAGAGAUGAGGACAGUCCGGUUCACACGUCUGCACGUUCCCUGGUCUGUUCUCAGUCGUGAGGCUGAACUUCUUAAGAUCAGAGUGCCCACUAAAAAGACGUAUCAGCUGAAAGAGAAGACGGGGCUGGUGGGCGUAAUAAGCUCAUUUUGGGCGAAGAUCAAUCAACCGUUCCAGCCGGGUGUACCGGAGCCCCAAAACCCACGCACACGUGUCCUGUCCCAGCCGUUCAGCAGAGACAAGCUUCAUCUAUUUGAAAUAAAAUCAAAAAACAGCUUGUUCAGCAAUGCAAUACGAGGUCGAAUUGUUUAUGAAAUUCUGAGGCGCACGGCCUGUACACAGACCUGUCAAACUAUGGGCAUUUCGUCAUUGUUAGCUAAAGGGGUCUAUGACUCUGCCUUUCCUCUGCAUGAUGGAGACUUUGACAGCUCAGAUGACAGAGAGCAUCGCAACGACAGACAGUUGUUGCAUGAAGAAUGGGCCAAUUAUGGAGUUUUCUUCAAAUACCAACCCAUGGAUCUUAUCAGGAAGUAUUUCGGAGAGAAGAUAAGUCUGUAUUUUGCCUGGUUGGGAGUGUACACACAGCUGCUGAUUCCAGCCUCGGCUUUAGGAGUCGCUGUAUUCCUGUACGGCUGCUUCACUGUAGACACCAAUGUGCCCAGUCAAGAGAUGUGCGAUGAGCGUCUUAAUUUCACCAUGUGUCCUCUGUGUGAUCGUGUGUGUGAUUACUGGCAGCUGAGCAGUAUCUGCAGUACUGCGCGUGCCAGUUAUCUGUUUGAUAACCACGCCACUGUGGGCUUCGCCAUCUUUAUGUCCCUCUGGGCGGCAGUGUUUCUGGAACAUUGGAAGAGGAGACAGCGAUGUCUACAGCACAGCUGGGAUCUGACAGGCAUGGAAGACGAGGAGAAUGAGCUGCGUCCAGCAUAUGAGGACUUUCUUCAGAAGAAACAGCAGAAGGCAAUGAAUAAGAAGAAGAAGAAGAAGGAAGAGCCGGAUGCAGGAACAGAUGACAAAGGCCGAGAGAAGCUACUGUCUGCCAAAGGAGGGCAGCUACCGCUCGCCUCCGAGUCUCUGUCAUGGACGGAUCGACUACCAGGAUACUGCAUCAACAUAUCCUCUAUCCUCCUUAUGGUUGGGGUCACAUUCUCUGCCGUAUCUGGAGUGAUUCUCUACCGAAUCAUUGUUUUUGCCGUUAUGUCAAUGAACCCCGACCAUGAGGCCAAGGCCAACGUGCGUGUUACUGUGACAACCACUGCUGUCAUCAUCAACCUGCUGGUGGUUCUUGUACUGGAUGAGAUCUAUGGAGCUAUAGCGGCCUGGAUUACCGAGCUGGAGAUUCCAAAGACUGAAUCGACGUUUGAAGAGCAUGUGAUUCUGAAAGCUUUUCUGCUGAAGAGCAUGAAUGCGUUUGCACCGGUCUUCUAUGUGGCCUUCUUUAAGGGCAGGUUUGCUGGUCGCCCGGGUGACUAUGUUUAUGUCUUUAAGGAUUUCCGGAUGGAAGAGUGUUCUCCAGGUGGCUGUCUUAUUGAAGUGUGUAUUCAGCUGGGCAUCAUUAUGCUGGGGAAGCAGCUUAUUCAAAAUAAUGUGUUUGAAAUUGCCAUCCCGAAGCUGAAGAAGAUGUAUCGCGCAUAUAAGGAGGAGAAGGAAGGGGCGGAAGAUGAAGACGACAAAGAUUCCAAACGAGAGCCGCAGCGCUGGGAUUUGGACUACGAUCUGGAGCCAUACGAGGGUCUGAGCCCAGAAUACAUGGAGAUGGUUAUUCAGUAUGGAUUUGUCACGCUCUUUGUGGCUUCCUUCCCAUUGGCACCAGUCUUCGCUCUGCUUAACAAUGUCAUUGAAAUCCGCCUUGAUGCUGCGAAAUUUGCUACUGAAAUACGCCGACCUGAUGCUGUCAGUGCUAAAGAGAUUGGCAUAUGGUACAACAUCUUGAGUGGAAUCAGCAAGUUUGCAGUCAUUACAAAUGCGUUUGUGAUCUCCUUUACAUCGGAGUUCAUUCCUCGAAUGGUGUAUCAGUAUUUGUACAGUGAGACAGGCACCAUGCAUGGCUUUACCAACCAUACACUGGCUUAUUUCAACACAAGCAAUUUUAAACCUGGUACCUCACCGCAUGACACCGACUUUGACAGACAACUCCGUCUUUGCAGGUACAAAGAAUAUCGAGAUCCCCCCUGGUCACCUGAGUCUUACCAGCUCUCUAAACAAUACUGGUCUGUGCUUGCUGCACGUCUGGCAUUUGUCAUUUUUUUCCAGAAUUUGGCUAUGUUCCUCAGUAUGCUGGUGGCAUGGUUGAUCCCAAACGUGCCUCGUUCUCUGAAGGAGCAGCUGAAGAGAGAGAAAGCACUCCUGUUAGAUCUUUUACUCACCGAGGAGAUGGACAAGCAGUGCACCAACUCACACCCAUUAACGACAACCAACAUUGAGGUUUUCGUCAAGAGUCUAGAGGAGGAACCACCAGAGGAGCCACCUGUUUUCAGUAGGGUAGAGCUGAGCCAACCAGACGAAGAGCUGAAAGAACUUUGGGUAUCCAAUGGAGAGGAGGAAGAGCCUGAGGAACAACCAGAAGAGGAACCUAUUGCGUCCACUAGUGAACUCCUUGAUGAUAAACCUCAACCUUCUAUCUGUGAGACUCUCAAUACAACUACAGAUUCCCUUUCUGAGACAGCUUGUCAUGUUGCAUCCACCACACCUUCAACACCUGCAGAUCAUGGCACAAAAUGUUCAAACUCAUCAGUUAAUUUAGCCAAAACAGGCUCACUAGCCCGUUUUUGGCAGUUUGACUUGAACGGACCUCCACCUCAAGACCCUAGUUCCAAGGCUGAGAGCCGUUGUCAAACCCUUCCAGCAAGGCACAUUGGACCUGAGCCUGAGGAAAGUGCAACCAGAACCAGCCAAUCUACCACAUUCACACACCUUGACCAAAAGGUUCCUCCUUCUCCUAGCGAGCUCACAGGGAAUGUCCCGAGAGCACUGUCUACAUCCAAGCCCUCUGGAAGCCAGACGUCCAUGUUGUCCAAAAUGGAUUCCACUGGAAUUGAGUUGGCAGUACUGCCUCACCCACCAUCAAAACCAAAGCUUGCAGGCAGCCUUUCAACAGCCUUGCCACGUCCUCCUUCCAAACCAGAGCUUGUGGGUAACCAGUCAACGGGAUUACCACGACCUCCCUCCAAACCAGAGCUGAUGGGAAGCACAAUGAAAGAGCUUCCGCCCCAUGAUCCAGGCUUCAAAGCCAAGGGCAGAUGUCAGACUCUUCCUCUGAGGCAAAGAGACCCUGAGACUGUCGGGGAGACAUCAGUCAGACCUAGUCACUCGACCACCUUUACACACCUCAGUCAACAGAUCCCACCUUCACCCAGCGAUCUCAAACGUAACACCCCUGUAUGAGUGGAGCAACACUCCACAUAUUCAGCACCUUGCAUCCAAUGACCACUCUUAGUGCCAGGCAAACCAUGCCAUCAGCAACUCAUCUGUGACUCAUCAAUUUCUCAUUGAUGAAUGAAUGAUCAUCAAUGGUAAUUCUGGAUGUAGGCCAAUUGUUGAUAGCUUAGUGGAGGUUCUAUUGGUAGCUAACCCAGUCAGCGAUAUAUCUCAAGUUGUGAUUUGCCAUUGCGAUAACUCUGCACUACUCUGGAUUUGGAGGACUUGAUUGAAGGACCAAGUGCAGCCAAGUACAGCUUGUGCAUACUGGGUACUUUAAUAUAACUUUGGAGCCAUAUGAUGGGGCUCAGUGAGUCUUAAACAUUGUCUUAUACUGUGUCUUGUCAUUCUCUGUUUCACAUACAAACACCUGUACAGACACAUGCACAUGCACACACACACACCAAAUCACAUUACCCUUGCCUCUUGAACCAGAACAGGUGAGGAGAGAGAGGCUUAGGAAUAUGGACCAAAGGGCUUUGCAGCCCAUAAUGAUUUGUUACUCAGCAAGUGGAACCUUCAUUUUGUGGUGUUGUUCUCAUGAUUUUUGUUCCAUGUAUUUAUGAUGAAAAAUAACUAAAUGUGGACUUAAUAACAAUAACAAUAUUGGUGGCAAUAUACAUAGCAUGUAACUUGUCGGUUAGCAAGCUCUUCAUUUUUACGUUCUUCAUAAUGUGAUGUUGAAGUGGAUUCAUGGACAUGCAAAGCCAAUUAUUUAUCGAUAAGUGAACAUUUGUUAAUACCAGCUUGCAAAUAGAUGGCUAUGCUGUAGUAUUUUACAUAAAUUCAAUUUAACACUAUGCUAGCGCAGCUCAAGCUUAUGUAAAGCAUGCUAUAUUCACUGUGAAGGUGCUUUCAGGGAUCAUGAUUUAGACACAUAUAGAAACAUCACUUCUAAUAACCACCAUCCCCAUUAAAGUGGCACAAGAGGUAUGUAUAGACUGACCAUGUACACACUGCAAAAUUUGGGGAGUGACAACCAUAUUUAUUGGCAGAAGUGGGUACAUAUGUGCGUACGGAAUACAUGUGCCUCUCUUACAUACUAUCAGCUUGUGAUUGUUGACAUAGUGAUAAACAUGGCAACAUUUUGUUUUAACUUAUUUGCUAAUUUGACCAAAUUAAUCUUAAAGACCUAAGAUGUAUUAAUGUUUGAAAUUGUCAUCAUCAGAGGUGCCAUACUUUGUUUAUGUUCGUUUUUGGGCUAGUUCACCAAGCACUUUCAUUUAUUGGUGAACUAUUCUUUUAAGCACUCAGAAUAGGAUUGAUAACCAUAUUUACUUAGUGUGUACAUGGCAACAGUGUAUGUUUAGUGGCAGAUGACUAUGAUAUGCAUUGUGCUACCAGGGAUAAUAACUAAUAGCUAAUAACAGCUGUAAACCAGCAUUCACUUCCAUGAAUCCAGAAUGUUCACUUGUUAUUCCAUGUUAUUUCUAGGUCUUGAGAAACUCUGACAAUAUUUUGAUAAAAUAAUGGAGAAAAAAAAUAUUACUGUUCAUAAUAAAAAGUGGAAAGGGAGGGGUCUCUGUUUUCUUUAUUUAGCAUCCCCAAUUUCACCUGGACAGAUCCAUUUUCUGUUGUAAACUUAAGGAACAACCAAUAACUAGCCUAUAUCCAUGUUUUUUUUUAACCUUUUUGUUUAUUAUAGCACUGUAUUUAAUUCCUGCUUGACAUCUUGAUUGACACUUUGGAUUCUGUACUGUUGAUUACCACUAGAUGGAGAAUGAACACCAAAACUAGACAGACGGUGAGGGUAGAUACACUAGUGAGACAAAAGACAGCACUAGG
This is a messenger RNA of Xyrauchen texanus (razorback sucker), 5990 nucleotides long. Its product is annotated as anoctamin-1-like. Gene Ontology annotation, cellular component: plasma membrane. Gene Ontology annotation, biological process: chloride transmembrane transport. Gene Ontology annotation, molecular function: protein dimerization activity; chloride channel activity. Bases 285 to 4172 code for a protein of 1295 amino acids. The record is from RefSeq and is a predicted model, not a curated record. The transcript is spliced from 28 exons. NCBI's taxonomy places the organism in Eukaryota, Metazoa, Chordata, Actinopteri, Cypriniformes, Catostomidae.